This is a messenger RNA of Polistes dominula (European paper wasp), 1154 nucleotides long. RefSeq lists its product as uncharacterized. Lineage: Eukaryota; Metazoa; Arthropoda; Insecta; Hymenoptera; Vespidae. The record is from RefSeq and is a predicted model, not a curated record.
ACAUUUAUUUCCUUUGACGAAGACGUUCGUUAUUUCGCACUUGAAACCCUUUAAUAGAGUUUAAUUAAUGAUUGCAUCUUUGUCUUUUAUCUUUAUCUUUCUCUUCCUCUUAUUGUUAUAGUCUGUGUCUUUUUUUUUCUUUUUUUUUUUUUUUUUUAUUACGAUAGUGACUCACGACGACAACUUGUGGAAUUCACGACAUGUUAAAACAUUUCAUUCAUUUUUUCAAGCCUUCCACAUUGACUAUUAAAUAUCGUACUAUUAUUAUUAACAAUUUAUAUUGAGAAUAAUAUAUUUUGAUUAUUUGAUUUGUGACGAAUAUAACGUUGACAACAAUUUCAACGAAAAUGUUCUCUUUUAUUCCCUCGGUGUUCCUCGAGGGUUGUGGUUGAAUUAUAAGUCGUGGGUGGUAAGGGAUGAUUCAUCCCUUCAUCGAAAGAAAACGAAUCGAUAUGAAAACCUUGUGCCUUCUCUCUUUCCGUCUCUCUUUCGUGCUCUCGUGUCGGACACGUGUCCUCAGAGUGACCCUUCUGAAGAAAUGAAGACAAAUUAUUAUCAACAUUGGUGAUGAAUAAGGUGCAAUUAAUCAGACUUAGAAGAUAUGGAAGAAGAUAAAUUAUUAUGAGCAACAUUGGUACAUUGACGAUUCUAAUUUUGCUAACAACAUUAACUGAUCUUAAAGCAGUGACGGUUGUUAACCAUCAUCCUGAUGACGAAUAUGUUCUCGAACAUGAAGUUCUUUAUGAAGAUGCGAUCAACGAAGCCAAGAAACUUCACAUUUUCCCUGGGCCAAUCCCAGGCUGUAAACAUUGCACCAAUUCAGAGAUAACCUAUUGUGAAAAUGGAAGCGUCAUCAAUGAUCAUUGCUGUUGCGAUGGUAGUUAUAACAAAGUGUUCCCCUUCGUUGAGCACAGUUGUCGCGUGGGACCAGAAGAAUGUAAAGUAGAGGCUGGAGACUGUGCCGAGUAUACAAGAUUACGCGAAUGUUGUUGCCAUACGUAUUUGGCAUCUAUGUGGAAAUAUUUAGCAACUGGUCAAGGAUCUCACAAUUAUUCAAAUUUAAUAAUGUUCCUUACGAUACUUGCAAUGGUGCUCGGAUUAUACAUAUAACGAUUAUCAAAUAUCAUUAAGAAAAAAACAUUACCAAAUAUUUU